Molecule: messenger RNA, 1422 nt
Organism: Truncatella angustata
Lineage: Eukaryota; Fungi; Ascomycota; Sordariomycetes; Amphisphaeriales; Sporocadaceae
Product: agmatinase 1
Exons: 7
Coding region: 48-1235 (395 amino acids)
Molecular function (GO): metal ion binding; agmatinase activity
Source: RefSeq, a predicted model, not a curated record
CAACCUUAGUGAAUAUAUGAGCUAGGGUCAGAGUAAAAAAAAAAACAAUGUUUGCUUCGCUCCUAAUACUCGGCUUUGCGGCCAUCGCUGCAGCUCAUGGAGGACAUGACGACCAGGAGUCUCUUUCGGGCCCUCAUGAGUCCCUAUGGUAUAACUCUCUUCCAGGAGACGGUGGAACACAGGCCGACUCUGUCUUCUCUGGCAUCUCCACCUUCGGACGUCUGCCCUACCAGCCUUGCCUGAGCCAGCGUGAUGCUGAAUAUGACAUUGCCUUCAUCGGUGCCCCCUUCGACACUGGCACGUCAUAUAGGCCCGGUGCCAGAUUCGGUCCGUCAGGUAUCCGGCAGGGAUCUCGGAGGUUGAACUUAUACGGAGGUUAUAAUGUGCCACUUGCUACGAACCCCUUCAAUAGUUGGGCGACAGUGCUGGACUGUGGAGACAUCCCAGUUACAUCCUACGACAACAGCUGGGCAUUGAAGCAGAUUGAGGAAGGACACUACCACAUCCUGUCCCGUCCGCCCAAGACGGAUGCCAAGAAGGCCGGCCCGUCAAAGAGAGGCAAGACGCUGCCUCGCGUCAUAACCCUCGGCGGAGACCACACCAUCACGCUGCCGUUGUUGCGCUCCAUCAACCGUGCCUACGGCCCGGUCUCCGUCGUGCACUUUGACAGCCAUCUCGACACAUGGCGUCCCAAGGUCUUCGGCGGCUCGCCGUCCGAGGUGGCGAGCAUCAACCACGGGACGUACUUCUACCACGCGUCGCAGGAGGGCCUGCUCCGCAACGACUCCAACAUCCACGCGGGGAUCCGGACGACGCUGUCGGGGCCCUCGGACUACGAGAACGACGGGUACUGCGGGUUCGAGAUCGUGGAGGCGCGGGAGAUCGACACCAUCGGGACGGAGGGCAUCAUUCGCCGGAUCGUCGACCGCGUCGGCACCACCAACCCCGUCUACCUCUCCCUGGACAUCGACACGCUGGACCCGGCCUUCGCGCCCGCCACCGGCACCCCCGAGACCGGCGGGUGGAGCACCAGGGAGCUAAGGACCAUCCUCAGGGGCCUGGAGGAUCUGAACCUGAUUGGUGCCGAUAUUGUCGAGGUUGCGCCUGCAUAUGAUACGAAUGCUGAGCACACCACCAUGGCCGCUGCCGAUGCCCUCUAUGAGAUCAUGAGUAUCAUGGUGAAGAAGGGACCCCUCAGUAAAUCUAUUGAGGACAAGGACGCGGGAGAACUUUAGACAAUUCCCAUGAUUGUGAUCGAGCAAGGCAUCGAAGGCGGCGGGGAUGGUGAAGUGUCGGUGAAUUGUAGAUAGCUUUUGGGAUAUGAUUGGUGACGGCAUAUCGUGGUGACUAGCAGGCAUUAUACGAGACUUGAUGCCGUGGAGCAAGAUAUAUCGUAAAAUCCAAAUUAAGUCGUUCAAGGUA